CAAAGCUAAACUAUGAGAAAAGGUCCCCAAAGCACUCAUAGCUGCGCGUGGUUGCGGUGGUUGCGGUGCUCAUCUCCGAUCCGUUGGCCAUUUGAGCCUAUGGUAGGUAAGAACCAGCUGACACGGGCCAAUGUACAUGUUGCAAUCCGGGAUUGCCACAGUUUACCUUCCCCAGAUACUCAUUUAUCGAUCAAUCCGAAAGGGAGGAUGAACAGCUGGGUUAGCUGCACGCCGACUGCCCGUAACGGCCCGCCAAGUGGUAAAUAAGCACCCUGACCACAAUGCCGGAGGCGCAGUAACCGUGGAAAAAGCUAGUGAAUAAUUUUGAAGAUUUGGGGUUCAUAUCAUUUACACUGGAAGUUUAAAAAUUCUUGAGAGAAGAAAACAAUAACAAUUUUGGCGGGCCGCUGUAGCCACCCUUUCAGUAACAAACACACGAUAAAAUACAUUUUCACUAUCCAUAACUUCCAUAAGGUUAAUUUCGUGUUGACUUGUCUCUUAAUAACGUCUUGCAGACGACGAGGAUAAGGAUUUAGGCUAUGCUGUCUCUCUUCUGGAAGGGUUUCCCACACUCGUUGCAAUGUUGCAAAGUUGCAACGUUCUUCAGUACGUUGAGCCACACCCUGUAUUCAAUUAUUAUAGAAUAUAUUUUUUUAUGUGAUUAUAUUUGGUAUGCCUGUGUGAAUGAGCUAUGUAGGAAAUAAUGACGGAAAGUGUGCAUUACUUUAUAGAUAGCCUACUAUCAUCGCCUUCAGUGCUCGUUUUGCAGGGCCCGUUCUCCCUUGAAAACUUGCAGUAUUAUGAUUGUACUUUGUUUCUUAGGUGAUGUCAUUGAUUCUUUAAGUAGAGUGUCGUUAUUCAAUUAAGUUUCGAAUAUUUUUUAAUCAUGAAAGAAGCUAGAUUAUCUCAAUCAUAUAUAUUUGGUACGUGUCUUUGAUACAAUCUAUGAUGUCAUCAACAGCCAAUCAGGUGAAAGGGGGGCGGAGCUUAACCAGAAUGGGGGAGGGGCUUCUCGAUGCAAAUUGGCCAAGCUAAUUUGGACCGACUAUAGUAUCGGAAUUGUGGAUUUAUAUCGGGUAUCGGUUAUCGGUUAUCGCCUAUAUUUGUGUCUCCAGUUAACGAAUAUCGGUUAUCACCGAUAAGGUUUUCCAUUAUCGGGUAUCGGGAAUAAAGUUUUCUGUUAUCGUGCCCAGCUCUGCCUGUCGGCCUCCUUUCCCUUUCCAGAUAGGGACAACAACCUCCUUUUCCAGUUAAGAGGAAUGGCACCGAACUGCCACACGGCAGACUGAACCGCAUACAACCCACUAAUCAUGGCAAUGUUAAAUAUUAAAUUAUGAAAAGACAAAUACUACCACAAAUGUUUAAAACUAGUGUUUUCUCAGUAUUUCGGCAGUCACAGAAUGACGGAAUGUGUCUGGCUGAUGGUUCUUCUCGUCGUGAUUUCGCUUCCUGCAAUGCUGGCGUUCAGGCCACGACACUCAAAUGAUGGUGGCGAGGGUGGCGGAGGUGCGGUGGCGGCGGUGGUUGGGGCCGCGGCUCCUGGCUGUGCGGUGAUCCUCAUCAGUAGUGGCGGGAGGCUACACAGCAGCUAUGUAAAGGUGCUGUUCGGACUUAAGCACACAGUGGCCACAUUCGAGGUUUCAAAUGACGAAUGGAAUGUUAACGUGACAAGGAGAGGCCUUGCCGAGACCCUACAGACGGCCCGCUUUGUAAGACGACGGUCCCAGUGCGUGGUCGUGGUGGUGGUCAGUGAAGACUACGAGUUUCUUGUCGCCUUCGCUCAGUGGUCACUCAAGGCUCGCCUGCUGUCAGGCACCACUAAGCUGCUCGUGCUGACUCGGCUACCUUUCUACCGGGUGGAGAACCUACUCUGCUCGUACUGGACCCUUUCCAUGAUGAACGCUAUGCUUCUCAAUCAAGAAGGGGAAGAUGCAAGAUUCCUGGUGUAUGUGCAUCUGCCAUUCAGCCAAGCGGGUUCGCAGGUGAAGAGGAUCGCCUCGUGGGGAUCUCGUCCAGGCCUGGUGCUCCGCUUGGCCUUCCCGCUCUUCCCAGAUAAGUUCUCGAACUUCCAUGGUACCACGGUAAACGUGACGGCUCUGCCUUAUACUCCACACUGGGUAGAGGAGACGAACCAGUCCGAAGACGGCACCAGCAAGACAGUAUAUUCCGGGACAGACUAUUACCUCCUUGCCAGUAUUGCCUAUGCUCUCAACUUCACGAUACACGUAAUCCCGACACCCAGUUGGAACGAGGUCGCCCUGAAGGUGGAGGAACGCAAGUCCUUCAUGGCCACAGUGUUCCACAAUGUGUUGCCACAGAGGCUGGAGCGCUACGACUACUCCUACACCUACGAGUACGGUUCCCUGGACUUCAGUGUGGCCAAGCCCUCCCUGAAGCCGCGCUGGCAGAGUUUGUAUUACCCAUUGUCCAACAGUGUCUGGCUGGCCGUGAUCGCCAUCAUGCUCAUUGUGCCGCUGUCUCUAUACUUGCUGUGUCUCCCGGAACUUACGCCUAACAGCAAUAGGCUUGGAUUUGGGAUAGUCGUGCAGAUGGUCAUCGCUACAUUCCUGUCCCAAAACCUGACGAAGAAGCUUCCACAGUUCAACUGGAGCCGCUGUUUGAUGGCGGCGUGGCUUGUGUUCGCCCUGGUGGUGGGCACAGUGUACAGAGGCAACCUGACGGCAGCCCUCACCUUGCCUAAGUACCCUCCCAGGACGGAGACGGUACAGCAGCUGGUUAACACCUUCACCAGUAUCACAAUGCCACCCUUCGGAAAUGAGUUCAUCAAGUUUUUCAAGCAGUCAAAUUCGACGUUGUACAAGAGUUUGGCGGAUAAAAUGUCUAUAGUUCCCGAUGUCAUUACCGGCUUGCAGAGAGCACAGGACUACAGAGAGGCCCACGUGGCAGGCAGGAGGUACAUGGAACAAAUGAUCGCCAGGCACUUCACGAGUCCGCUUGGCAGCACGCCUCUGUACGUGGGUCGCGAGAGUCUACUACCCGGCAUCUCCGCGUGGCCCAUUCCCCACGACGCCCCGUACAAGCACCGCCUGGACACACUCAUGAUGGCCGUGGUGGAGGCUGGAAUGUAUGAAAAGUGGAGCGAGGACAUGCUGGGCGACACACGAAGAAAGGCUCGUGCGAGGCAGCGAAGUGGACGGACAGACGAGGAGGAACAGAACGACGGAGGGGAGGGCGGGGGCAGCGUGCGCGCCCUAACAAUGGUGCACCUGCAGGGCCCCAUCUUGUUGCUGCUGCUGUGUCUUGCCGCAGCCACGCUAGCCUUCGCUGCUGAAUACGUGCUAAAUACUAGAAAAAAUAAAACUUCAUCAAACUAGCUUCGCACUCGCUUAUAUAUCUUUAAUUACCCAGAAGGCUAGUCAUGAGAAAAUGCAGAAUUGUUUUAUAUUGUGAUAAUAUUGUUUUAGACAGUAUUUUCCCUUUAUUGAGUUUAUCUGGCCCCUGAAGAAAGCCUUCCGGCGCUAUAGGCAGGGAUGUAAAGAAAAAAAAAAUCACUUAGACUUUCAAAAACAACAUUGCUCAUCAUCUGCUUGCACUGUACGUGAAAAUGAAGUAAUCAAAUAGGAGUAAAAAAUUAUCAAACAUUAGAAAAUACUAUAUAAGCAUUCAAAACACAUCUCAGGCAUUCUGUUACUUUCAUAACGUACAUUUUGACACUAAAAUCAAGUCUAUGUCAACUAUAGGAGGAAAGUAUAAUACAUAAUGUAUUUUGUUGGUAAGGCCGACUGUCAUUUUGAAUUCCUUAAAUAUGACAAUUUUCCCAAAGGUGGUUCCGUUACACCCGGCAGAAAUUCAGUAAGUGGCACCUAAAGAACAAAUAAAAGCUAUGAAACGUCUGUUAGCUUCCAGAGCAAAGUGUGCUUUUCAUGUAUAUUAAGUGAGUAUCCUGCAUUUGCCUCUAGACUGUAGCUGAUGGGUGCAGUCCAUUGUGUAUGCCCCUUGAUCUCAUCCAUGCUACUGUUUAUUUUUAACCCGGUAGCAGCGACGGGCAAAAUUUGUGCCAUGAUUUAAACCCCCCAAAAUAGAUGAUGCAUAAACUGAUCACA
Eriocheir sinensis (Chinese mitten crab) is the source of this 4064-nucleotide messenger RNA. RefSeq lists its product as uncharacterized. The transcript is spliced from 11 exons. Gene Ontology annotation, molecular function: ligand-gated monoatomic ion channel activity. The record is from RefSeq and is a predicted model, not a curated record. Lineage: Eukaryota; Metazoa; Arthropoda; Malacostraca; Decapoda; Varunidae. The coding region runs from base 1401 to 3335 and encodes 644 amino acids. Gene Ontology annotation, cellular component: membrane.